AUGGCGGUCAAAGUAAAGAAGCGCAGAGCUCCUGCAGCCGAGCUGAAAACCUCGGCUGCCGAGAGCGGGGAGCAGGUGAGCCAAGGCACUCCUGCCAGAGCCAAGAGGAAGCUGGCGCGAAGGAGGGAAGCUGUCCAAACCGAUGCCGAGGCCCCUCUUGCAGAUUUGGCGGAGGAGGAGCCUGAGCAGAAGCUCUUUCGGACAAACACCUCCUUUUCAAAACUAGGUCUGGCGAAGUGGAUCGUGGAUACAUGUGGAAAGCUGGGCAUGAACUACCCUACUGAUAUUCAAGCCAUGGCCAUCCCACCGGUGCUGUCUGGUAAGAAUAUCGCCGGAAAUGCACGUACUGGCAGUGGCAAGACAGCAUGCUACAGCCUGCCUAUUCUCCACUUUCUGUCGAAGGAUCCUUACGGCAUUUUUGCCUUGAUUCUCGUGCCUGUACGAGAGCUCGCCUUUCAGGUCGCAGAUAAUUUCCGUGCCAUGGGCCAGGCUAUCCACGUCAGCGUCGGGGAGAUUGUCGGCGGACGCGACUUCUCCAUUCAGAGCAGGCUGAUCGCGGAUCGGACGCAUGUUUUGGUGGCCACGCCUGGAAGGCUGGCGGACCUCUUGCGGGGCGAUUUUGCUUUGGCCAGGGCAUUUCGCAAGCUGCAUACUUUCGUCCUAGACGAAGCAGAUCAGCUCCUGACAGAGACCUUCGAGGAUCCUCUGAGCCGGAUCUUGGAAGUGCUUCCGGAGUCACGGCAGACUCUAUUCUUCUCGGCCACCAUUACCGAGUGCAUCGAGAAGUUGAGGAAAGGAAAAGAUCUGAUGCUGGUCGACGCGAACCCCAAGGAGGAGACCCUGCAGAACCUGACUCAGCUGUAUGUGUUUGUUCCCAAGUCCGUGCAGGUGAACUAUUUGCACUUUCUGUUGAAAGCACACUUCUCAGACGAGAGCUGUAUAAUCUUUGCCCAGACGAUCGAGGAAUGCCAGAUGUACACCACGAUGUUGGAUAUCUUAGGUUUCGCAGUUACAGGCCUACAUUCACUGCAGUCGCAAAGGCAACGACUUGCAAGCCUUGGCAAAUUCCGAGCAAGUCGUGCCAGCAUUCUGCUGGCCACUGAUGUAGCCAGCCGAGGCCUGGACAUCCCAAUGGUUGGAGUCGUGAUCAAUGUUGGCCUGCCUUUCGACCCCGCUUCCUACGUCCAUCGUGCUGGUCGCACUGCACGUGCUGGACGACCUGGAAAGGUGGUCUCUCUCAUGUCAGAGCUGGAUGUGCCUCGUGUGCAGAGCAUCGAGAAGAGGAUCGGCAAGCAGCUGCAGCUCUUGCCGACUAAGGAGGAAGAGGCGAUCAAGCUUCUCUCCAAAACGACGAAAGCAUAUCAACGCGCAGAGCUGCUGCUGUCAGAGGAGCAGACAACGGUGGCACAGCAGUUCCUGCAGGCGGCUGCCGAUGGGUUGACCACUGGCGCCGUCUGCGCGCUUCGGAAGACGUUGCCGGCUGGCCUGCGCCCUGCAGCUUCUCGCUCUCCCAGGAGCAAGAGCAAGGGCCGGAAAGAAGAGACUGUCCGGCGACAUUCUGCUCAUGCUGCCUCUACGAAAGAGGCGCGGACCAACACCGGAGGCAGUGCAUCGGCCUUCCUCUUCAACGCCUGCGAGCGCAGCGAGCGUCGUGCCUCGUCCAUCAGUGCAGCCACUGAAGCAGCUGUGCAAGCCAUUGCCACAGAGAUCCUGGAAGCACAGGAUGUCGCAGCUGUGCAGAGGAAAGCGGCCCCACAGUCCAGCCAAGAUCUGUGUCAGGCGUUAGCGCCUCGAACAGAGCCACCUGACCCGUGGGCUUCCAGUGAAUCAGAUGCCGAAUCCGAAGCGUCGCAGAAGGAGUUGGCGUCGUCCGCAACUCUAUCAGCGCCGGCUCUUCAGGAUCAGGCUAGCGCCUCGAUCUCCACCAUCCGGAGCCGCGGCUCCUCCUCCCGACAGUCUGCAGAGCCGGAAGGGGAACCUGCAGAGCUGCAGCGCAGUCGGGGGCGUGAGCCGAGGGAUCGUGACGGAGGACCGAGGGAAAGUUCGCCGUCACCGACAGAUGCCGCCCGCCUUCACCGUGCAUUAAGCCAAGUUCAGACCUGGGCUUCGAAAGGCCACUUCUCCGAGGCGAUUCAAGCAUGCUUGCCCGCCCUUCACGGCCCGCAGGAGGUUGUGGAUAUCAUUGGCAGCCUUUUGGCUGCUUGGCAGGCCAGCAUCAAGAAGCAGAAACGAGAGCAACAGGACGAAAUGGAGGCUUUGGUGUCUGAGGCAUCAUGCUGCUUGUUUUUCCUACUCGAGUAA
This is a messenger RNA of Symbiodinium sp. CCMP2456, 2301 nucleotides long. Lineage: Eukaryota; Dinophyceae; Suessiales; Symbiodiniaceae. The record is from the annotation of a GenBank genome assembly.